CCACAGCCUCGCGACUGGGCAGAAAAAAAAAGUUAACCCAAAAAAAAGUGAGGUCGCCUGAGCAUCUCAACAACGAAUACCACUGUCUCCGGCAACCGUGACAUAGUUGGCGGCAGAUAAUACCGAUAUUCAAACGCAAUCAUGGAUAUCCUUAAGAUCCUCUCAAGAGGCACAAAGAAAACGAAUACCGCUAGUACGAGCGCCACUGCGACUGGCGACCUCCCGUCGUCUGGAGCAAAGGUCAACCCGCAGCUCUACAACGACUCUGUCCGAGGGCAGAAGCGAAAGCGACAAGCCAAUCAAACCGACGACAAAGUUGAAGAUGAAUUGCCUGAGGUGAAUUUCUUCCCCGCUCCCGAUGCCACAUCGGCACGCGAACAAGAGUCUGCGAAGAAGCCGCAACGAGCAGCCAGCCCCCCGCGGAAGCCGACAAAAAGACUCCCCGAAGACGAAUGCCGACAAAUAUUCCGUUCACACAGACUGAAAUUGACAAUCCUCUCCAAGGAUCAAGAAUUGAAAAAGCCCAAGAAGUCAAGCAAGAAGAAGCAGAAGAAAGCCGUCGCUGAAGAGGACACCAAGAACGACAGCAAGGCACAACUGUUCCCUCAGCCAUUGGAGUCGUUUGCCGACCUACGAAACACAUAUGGAAUCUCCAGGCGAGUGGCAGAGAAUUUGAUUGCGCAAGGCUACCGCGUGCCUACUGAGGUGCAGCUCGGUUGCUUGCCCCUGCUACUUCGACCAGAGCUCGCGCUGCCCGACACAGACGGCUUGGACAAUGGUAUCAACUUCUUGGCUGUUGCGCCUACAGGUAGCGGCAAAACAGUCAGCUUUUUGAUCCCAGCAAUCAACAAGAUUAUGCGACGAAGGGCGCUUGAAAAGAGCGAGGGUUCUCGAGAACUGGAGGCCAUUAUUGUGGCGCCUACUCGAGAGCUGUCACAUCAGAUUGUCAACGAGGGUCUAAAGCUUCUUCAAGGCACAGGUAUCAAGAUCGUCGGAAUGAAGAAGACGACAAAUAUUUCAGUAGAGCAGCAGGAAAUUGCAGAGGACAGUUCGGACGAAGGAUCCGAUGACGAGGACGAAGAGUCUGCGGAUGAGGGCAAGCCUAAGCGCACCCAAAAGGUACGACCGGCCACGCAAACCGAUAUCCUGGUUACCACACCACGACUCCUGAUCAACUUUUUGACUUCGGGUCCUUCUGGAACACAGCGCGUCCUGCCUGGUGUACGUGAUCUGAUUCUCGACGAGGCGGAUGUCCUCCUCGAUCCCUUGUUCCGCGAGCACACAUUGAGCAUUUGGACGGCAUGCACAAAUACCGAUCUGCGUGUGUCUCUGUGGUCUGCCACCAUGGGAUCUAACAUCGAGACAAUGAUCAAUGAGAAGCUUGAAGGAAGAGCGGAGGCUCUGGGUCUCCCCGUCAAGCCUUUGCUCCGCCUCGUUGUCGGUCUCAAGGACACUGCUGUCCCUAACAUUAUUCACAAGCUGGUGUAUACAGCUAGCGAACAGGGUAAACUGCUCGCUCUCCGUCAGCUGCUGCACCCCUCGCGAGCUGAUGACUCUGGCCCUCCUUUGAGACCCCCGUUCUUGGUUUUUACACAGACGAUUGAUCGCGCGACAGCACUUCACGAGGAACUCAAAUACGAUAUCCCUCUGGAAGCGGGCGGCCCUUCAAGAAUUGCGGCUCUGCACAGUGGACUGGCAGAAUCUGCGCGUGCUGCCAUCAUGCGCAAGUUCCGUGCCGGUGACAUUUGGGUCCUCAUCACUACUGAUGUGCUAGCUCGCGGUGUUGACUUUGCUGGAGUCAAUGGCGUUGUCAACUACGAUGUGCCUGGCUCCAGCGCUGUAUACGUCCACCGUGCCGGCCGAACAGGUCGUGCUGGUCGACAAGGUGGCAUUGCUGUUACAUUCUACACCAAGGAGGAUAUCCCCUUUGUGAAGACCGUCGCCAAUGUCAUUGCUGUGAGCGAGAAACAGGCGGGUAAGACGGGCGACGAGGCAACCGUGCAAAAGUGGCUGCUGGAUGCGCUGCCCAACGUUGGCAAAGCGGACCGAAAGAAGCUCAGGGAACGUGGCGUCGAAUCAAGACGCAGCGGCAGCAAGGCCAAGAUUACGUCCAAGAGUGGCUAUGAGAGACGCAAGGAGAAUAACCGCAGGGGAGCUAUCGAGGGGAGCAAGAGGAGAAAGCAGGCCGAGGCAGAUGGCUCCGGUGAUGAGGAUGGUGAUGAAUGGGGUGGCAUUGACGAUUAAAAGAGCUGGGUUUUGAGCAUGUAUACAUCUUCUUCAUAUAUCACGAUGGCGUUUAAAAAUAUAAUGUUUGGAUCUUUACCC
Messenger RNA from [Torrubiella] hemipterigena, 2325 nucleotides. Lineage: Eukaryota; Fungi; Ascomycota; Sordariomycetes; Hypocreales; Clavicipitaceae. The record is from the annotation of a GenBank genome assembly.